Messenger RNA from Spirometra erinaceieuropaei, 1954 nucleotides. The record is from the annotation of a GenBank genome assembly. NCBI's taxonomy places the organism in Eukaryota, Metazoa, Platyhelminthes, Cestoda, Diphyllobothriidea, Diphyllobothriidae.
AUGAGUGGCCCAAGAGUCCUUUCGUGGUAAGAGUUAGGUCCUCAGAAAACGCGAAUGAUUGUCCAAAGAUUAUUGCAUAUCUUCAGCACGGCAUGCCAUUUGCUAGUCAUGAAGACCUCUCCAUUCCCAUCUGGAACAAGGACUCAAACAAUAAACCAAACUUCUAGGUGUGGGGCAUGAUCGUUUUAGAGAUAAUCAGGUAUGACACUGAUGCGAUAUGUAAUCAGUAGACCGGUGUGUCGACCGAAAGAAUGCCUUGGUGUUAACUGGCAAAUUCUCACCCGGUUCACUUGGAGUAGUUCCUUUCUGAGAAUAAAGUUUCCUCACUAUAAUGACCUUUCAACUUCGUAUGGGGAUUUUUUGCAUACAGGAGAUAAUACCUUAAAAUUUUCUGCACAGUUUGUCAGUCAUUAAAAUCCGAAGGGAGAAACGACAGUAUCCAGAGCCGAAAGACUCGACGCUCACUUGUUACUCUAAAUAACGCGCCACCCACUAUAAAACGCCCGAUACUCCAAAGCUGCCACUUGACGAAAUAACUUGGCCUUCCUCUCGAGUGAGGGCUAGACAAUAACGGCUCCUGCUUAGUUUGAGCUCUGUGGUACUUUUCCCCCUGUGGAAUCCGAGUCCAUGUGUUGCGCAUAAUAGUCGGCGACUUCACGUUACGUCAACCAGCGCGACAGUCGCAUUCCCAGUCGACCUACGGUGGACAGGCCACUGGCGACUGGGAGUGGGAGGAGAAAUUGUGGUCGAUACCCAGAUAUAGGUCGGAUGUGGUUAUGUUGCCCCAUUUGAAGUAAACAAACCCCAGUCACCUCUAAUACGGGACCGGUGGUACUAGGAGUUUUUACAGCUGGGACCGGGGAACGCACAGGCGACGAGGUCAAGUGGCUGUAUGCAAAAGAAUAGCUAUUGGGAAUGCGCGGUUUUACUUUGAAUGGUUGAGAUAUAGUAGCGCUAACCCUUAACCCUAACCCUGAACUCUAUUUCUAAACUCUAACCGCUAACGCCAACCCCUAAUCCUAACCCCUAACUCUUAACCCCAACAGUAUUGUAUCCAUCAGGUGGGGCUACCAAACCACAUCUUACCCAGAUAGAUUUCUUCAUGACAAAUUGGCGUUUUUCUCACUACAACAAAUUUAUCACAGUAAGAGUCGUGGCAUGGAAGACUGCCAAAUGACGGAAUAAUUCGGUCCUUCUCAUGGUCCGAGAGUCACGCUGUAGUGACUCUUGUGUAACGUGGUCUUUACAGCAUCCCCGCAUGUCACAUGGUUAAUUACCUGAGUGGGGUGUCACAACGACGGCCGCUCCGGCGUCUGUCGCGCACGACAUCACCACAGACAUACCUGACACAACAACAGGCAUAACCCCUGCAACCUCCGUCCUCAGAGGUGAGGACCAGGACUACACCUGUCCUCACUGCGAUCGCACCUUCACCUCUCGCAUCAGCCUGGGCGGUCACUUGCGAAUCCAUCGCACAGAGACUGGCGAACCAGUGCCUGGAGCACCAACCUACACCCACCGCACUCGCCUCCACUGCCCACACUGCCCUCGCACCUUCACGCAUCGCAUGGGCCUAUUCGGCCGCAUGCGCAUCCACGAGAGCGGAACUGUCUGCAACUCCGACACACCCACCACAUCCAGCAGAUCCACCACGCCCAAUCCCACCCUCGCCCCAUCGCCCUGCGCGCCCAUCACCACCACCACCAUCACCGCCUCCUCUGUAGCUGACACCGACACCGCCGACUUCUCAUGCCCACACUGUCCACGCACAUUCACCUCUCGCAUCGGCCUGAUCGGUCACUUGCGAAUCCAUCGCACAGAGACUGGCGAACCAGUGCCUGGAGCACCAACCUAUACCCACCAAGCUCGGCUCAACUGCCCACACUGUCCUCGCACUUUCAGGCAUCGCAUGGGUCUAUUCGGUCACAUGCGCAUCCACGACGACCUGCGGUAG